AUGCCCCUGAAUGAGACCAGCCGUUAUGCCCGUAUGCGAACCCCAGCAUGGCUCAAUCCAUCCCCUCAACCACCAUCAGAUGCCCAGAAAGAACGCCGCCGACCGAAUAAUGCGCUUAUCAACGAUCCUAAUUCCGAUAUCCUUGUCGACUUGAACUCGCAGCAAGGUUUCUACGAAGCGGCAAAGAAGAAGAAAACAAAAACGCCUUCUGCUCCUCCACCGCCGCCGCCGCCUCCUGCGGCUCCACCAGCAGACGAUGGUCAAAAGGAUGACAAUACUGGAGGAGAUGGAGGAGCCAGUGGAGGAGACGCUGCAGGCGGCGCCGGUGACGGAAAUGGCGAUGGCAAUAGCAACUCGCCCCCGAAGCCUCCCACAACCUUCGAGAAUAUUAACCUCGGAGAGAACAAAUUAGAUCUUGGUUUGAGCCCACCAGAAUCCAAAGGCAUUUCUAGUUCAUGGGGCGCGAAAUUGGGCUUUGGAGGAGGAGGAUGGGGCUGGGGCGUAGGAGGGAAAAGCGAAACGUCACAGGCACCAGCACCAGCACCAGCACCGGCACCGCCGCCACCACAAGAAAACAAGGCUGAAGAGAACCCCUGGGACAAACCUAAAGAUAGAAUAGGAGGAAUUGAAGAAGAUGACGAUGGUUGGGGCUUUGGUGCCAAGAAGGAGAAGAAGAAGGGUUCCACGCUCUGGGGCGCUGAACCUGACGAGGGACCAAAAGAUGGUGAUGAUCCUUGGGGUUGGAGUGGUCAAAAAAAGAAGGGCAAAGCUGGUGGCAUUCUGGAAGAACUUGCCCUCGAUUCCGAUACUGCACCUCCGAACGGAAAGAAGGAUAUUUGGGAUACUUGGGGAAUAUCCAAAAAAGAUCGGGCCAAGAAGAAGGGUAUCAUGGAGGAAGUUGCGUUGGCAGCUGCACCUGAACCCCCUUCAAUGGAAGAUCAGUGGGGUGGCUGGUCCGGGAAAAAGGAGCAUUCACAAAGUUCACUUUGGGGAGCUCAAGAUUCAAUACCCGCGCCUGCACCUGAUCCCCCUUCAUUUGAAGACAAGGACGGUGACGACUUUUGGAGUACUUUUGGCACUGGAAAGGCAAAACCUCCGGCAGAGGAGACGAGUGGAUGGGGAUCAUGGGGUGUGGGACAGAAAGGUGAGGAUGAAACAAGUGAGUCAAAUUUCUUUAAAGCUCAUCAAAUCCCAGAGCCGCCUAAUAAAGAAGACGACGGUUGGGAUCUAUGGGGAACAGGUAAGAAAAAGAAGAAAGCUGGCGACUUGAUUCAAAUAGAGGAUGAUAUCCCUCCUCCCGCCCCCGAUCCCGUCGAGGCUGUUGGCACCGACGACCUCCUCGAUUCUUGGGGUUUUGGCAAGAAGCCCAAGAAACCGGCCGCUGACCCGUUCGAUUUUAAAACUUCCGGCGCCGAUGAUCCUAACGAUGCUUUUUGGGGUUCAAUAGACAACAAGAAGCCUAAUGCACAUGAGUUUCUUAUCGAUGCUACUGGAGACCCAGAGCAAGCCGCCAGAGAAGCUGAAGAGCAAGCCGCUCGCGAAGCUGAGGAAGCCGAGGCCGCUCGUGAAGACGAAGAGAUUGCCUGUCUCUUGGACAAGAAAUCUAAAAGAGGAGGUCGGCUUCUUAAGACAGAUCGAGAACGUCUUGUUCUUCUCGAAGGGAAUGCCACACGAAGAGCCGAGGCUCGAGCUACUCGCGAGGCCGAGAUCGAAGCUGCUAAUGAAGCUGCACAAGCCGCCGCUGACGCUCAAGCAGCAGCUGACGCCGAAGCUGUCGCUUUACAGGCCGCGGAAGACGCUGAAGCCGCAAAGGAGAACGAGGAGCUUGCGACACUAUUAGCGAAGAAGCAGAAGCGCAACGGGAAGUUGCUAAAAAAGGAUCAAGAACGCCUUACUCUGCUCGAAGGGAAUAUCUCAAGGAGGGCCGAAGCUCAAGCAGCCCGGGAAGCCGAAGCCAUUGCUGCUGCUCCAGUUGCCCCGGCGGCACCUCCUAGUGAACUCCUUUCUCAAGAGACAGAGCGGGAUGGCCUUGCUACGGAAGCAGCUGUAGAAGCUGACACUGCACUUGCCGCCGAAAUUGCGCAGGAAGAGGCGGAAAUAGAGAACCUGCAGUCGAAGAAGGCGAAGAAAGGAAAACUUCUCAAAAAAGAGCAGGAACGGCUGAAUCUCUUGAUCGACAAUGCGGCGAAACGAGCUGAGGAACAAGCAGCGAAAGAAGCAGAAGAGCAGGCGGCAGCGACAGCGGCAGCAGCUGAAGCCGAAGCCGAAGCCGCUGCCCAAGCUGCCGCAGACGCCGAGGCUGCAGUUCAAGCCGCUGCAGAUGCUGAAGCUGAGGUAGCUGCUAAGGAAGAGGAGGAAAUGGCAGCGCUGAAAGCCAAGAAAGCCAAGAAGGUCAAGCUAACAAAGAACGAAACAACUCGACUAAUGGCCUUGGUUGGCAACUCAGUAAAGCGAGCUCAGGAAAAGUCUGUCAAAGAGGCUGAGGAAGCAGCCGCGGCGCAGGCUGCUAAGGAAGCCGAGGAGUCUGCAGCCCGUGAAGCAGAUGCGCUGGCAGCCCGUGAGGCUGAAGCGACCGAUGCCCGUGAAGCGGAGGCUGCAGCUGCUGCCGAAGAAGAGAAGGAACUUGCAGAUCUUACCGCUAAGAAGAUCAAGCGUGGCGGUAAUCUGAUUAAGAAGAAGGAUGUGGAGCGUUUUGAUGUCCUUACUCAACGGGCUGCCGAACGAGCCGAACGAGCCGCUAAGCAAGCUGAAGCGAUUGGUGCUAUUGAAGCUCAAGGGGAGCUUGCAGAAGCCACCCACGGAAAUGCAGAGGUGGUGGCCGAAGCUCAAACCGAGCCAGAGCCUGAGCAACCGCUUGUAGACAUAGACACAACAUCUACUGAUCCUGAUCCUGUUACAGGUCCUGACACAGCUAUUAUCGCAGAGGAAGAAGCAGAGUUAGCCGGUCUAGACGCAAAGAAGAUAAGGAAAGGCAAGCUUGGCAAAAAGGAUACAGAGCGGUAUAAUAUCCUCACAGAAAAUGCUGCGCAACGACUAGCUGCAAAAGAAGCAGAAGAAGCGGCAGCCGCUGCCGUGGCUGAGGCCGAGGCUGUAAAAGAGGCCGAGGAAGCUGCAGCCGCAGCAGAAGCGGAAGCCAUAACAGCAAGCGAAGCUGAAGCUAUCCUGAUUGCUGAUGAAGAGGCAGAGCUUGCCACUCUUGCUGCCAAGAAGGCCAAAAGAGGGAAGCUUGUCAAAAGGGACGCCGACCGUUUUAAUAUUCUGACAGAAAAUGCUGCGCAGCGACAAGCCGCUAAGGAAGCAGAAGAAGCAGCUGCCGCUGCUGUGGCAGCGGAGGCCGAGGAGCAGGCUGCAAAGGAAGCGGAAGAAGCAGCAGCGGCUGAAUCUGCUGCUGCCAUAGAGGCGGCUGAAGCAGAGGCAGCAGCAGCUCGUGAAGCAGAGGAUGCAGCUAUUGCCGAGGAAGAAGCUGAGCUGGCUAUGUUAACCACCAAGAAAGCUAAGAAGGGCAAGCUUGCAAAGAAAGAUGCUGAUCGAUUUGCUGUUUUAUCGGAAAAUGCACAAAGGCGGGCUCAAGAAAUAGCCCAGACUACCGAGGAACCUGAAGAUCCUAUACUGGAACCCGAGACAGAAGUUAACGAACCUUCUCCCGAACCAGCUACAGAUGUGGUUUCUGCCGAGGCUGAAGACCCUGAUGCUAUUGCAGCUGCUGAAGCAGAAGCCGCUGCUAUUGCUGACGAAGAAUCCGAACUUGCUGCUUUGAUUGCCAAGAAGGAGCGAAAGGGCAAGCUUGGGAAGAAAGAUACCGACCGCUUUAACCUUCUCACUGCUAAUAGCACAGCACGGGCAGAGAAAGCGUCCCAAGAAGAGGCAGCUGCUCAAGCCACUGCUGAGGCUGAAGCAGCCGCACAAGCUGAAGUGGAGCAGGCAGCUGCGGCUGAGGCUGCUGCUCUUGAAGAGGCUGCAGCUAGAGAGGCUGCAGAGGCAGAAGCUCUCCUUAUUGCCGAAGAGGAGGAUGAGUUAGCUGCUCUGAGUGCAAAGAAGAAUAGGAAGGGCAAACUCGGGAAAAAGGAUAGUGACCGAUUUGCUAUCCUGACCGAGAACGCAACUCAACGAGCCGGGAAGGCUGCUGCGUCAGAAGUGAUGAAAGAGGCUGUUCUUGAAGUUCAAGAUCUCCCUGCUGAAAUUCCUGCCGAGGCUGAAGCCGAAGUCGACGCUGAAGCAGCUGAGGCCGCCGCUAUCGAGGCAGAAGCAGCUGCCAUUGCUGCUACUAUUGCUGCCGAAGAGGAAGAGGAGCUAGCUGCCUUGAUUGCCAAGAAAGACAAAAAGGGCAAACUAGGCAAAAAGGAUAGCGACCGAUUUGCUUUCCUUACCGAAAACGCUGCACAAAGAGCCAGAAAUACAGCACAUGAAGAAGCCGCUGAGGAUGACCAAGAAGCCGCUAUCGCCGAGUCUGUAGAUAUCAAUGAUCGCCCAGCUGAUAUCGAGGACUCACUAUUCGAGAAUGCUCCAGAGCCACCAGUUGUUGAAGAGGAGGCGACCCUUGAAGAAGAUUCUGCAGCUGCAGCUGCAGAGGCUAUAGCCUUGGUUGCCGCCGAGGAACAAGAAAUUGCAGACCUAGAGGCGAAGAAGGCAAGGAAAGGCAAGCUGGGUAAGAGGGAUACAGAACGAUAUGCCAUCCUCAUUGAAAACGCCGCUAAGAGAGCUGAAGAGCAAGCAACUAAGGAGGCCGAGCUCGCUGCUAUUGAGUUUGCUGAAGCUGAGGCUGCUGCUGCUGCUGCUGCUGAGGAAGAGGCGGUGGCUAGAGAGACCGCUGAAAUUGAGGCUGCGGCAGUGAUCGCCCAAGAGGAAGAAGAGCUUGCUGCCCUAGAAGCAAAAAAGCAGAGAAAAGGGAAGCUAGGACGCAAAGAUACAGAUCGAUUUGACUAUCUUUUGGGAAACAAUGUUGCAAGGGAAGCACAGAUUGCUGAGGAACGAGCUGUAAAGGAAGCCGAAGAGCAAGCAUUUCAAGAAGCUGCAGCUGCUGAGGCAGCCGCCGCUGCCGAGGCUGAAGACAUAGCCUCAAGAGAGGCUGCUGAAGCCGAAGCUGCGGCUGUUGCUGACGCUGAGGAGCAAGAACUGGCCAUCUUAGCAGCCAAGAAGGCCAAGAAGGGUAAACUAGGACGCAAGGAUACAGAGCGUUUUGAGCAGUUAUCUUUGAAUGCUGUGAAACGAGCCGAGAAACAAGCGGCCCGUGAGGUUGAGGCUGCUGCUGAGGAAGCCCCGGCCGUAGAAGAGCUACUUGGCGAAGAAGAGCUUGAAGAACGAACCCCGGAACCUGAAGGGACUGUCGAAGAAGCCCCUGAUGCCCCGGUUCCCGAUAUUGACGAUGAAGCCGCUGCCGAGGCCGCUGCCAUAGCCGCAGAAGAAGAAGCAGAGCUUGCUUCUCUCGAAGCCAAGAAGGCUCGGAAAGGAAGACUCGGAAGUAAGGAUACCCAGAGAUUCACAUUUUUAACCGAAAACGUUUCAAGGCGCGCUGAAGAGCAGGCAUCAAAGGAUGCCGCCGCUCAAGCUCUGGCCCUGACUACCUCAGGAGAUGUUGCUGAAGAAGAAGAAGAAGAAGGAGGAGGAGGAGGAGAAGAAGAAGAAGAAGAAGAAGAAGAAGAAGAAGAAGAUAUCCCCGGCCAGGAAGAUGCUGAAGCUGCUGCUAUCGAAGCUGAAGCCGCCGCUAUAGCUGCUACUAUUGCUGCUGAAGAAGAGGAGGAGCUUGCCGCUCUUACCCUUAAAAAGACGCGAAAGGGCAGACUUGGCAGAAAGGAUACAGAACGCUUUGAUUUGUUAAUGCGAAAUGCAGCUAUACGCGCGGAAGAACGUGCCAUUAAGGAAGCUGAACUUGACGGUGAGGCCGAAGAAUUGAUACCUGAAGAGGUUGAUGAUAAUCCUGAACCCGAGCCCGAGGAGAAUCAUGAUGCUGAAGAAGUAGCUGCUCAGGAGGCAGCCGAAGCCGAAGCCAGAGCUAUUGCUGCGGAGGAAGCGGUGGAACUUGCAGCGCUAAACAAGAAGAAAGCAAAGAAGGGUAAACUGGGCCGUUCUGAUACUGAGCGAUUCAACAUACUUGUCGCCAAUGCUGCAAAGCGAGCCGAAGCUGAGGCGGCCAAGGAAGCAGGAGAGGAUUUAGGAGACGCCCCCCGAGCUGAGGAAGAGGAGGACGAUGAAUUUGUUGAUGCUGAAGAUGGCGAGGAAGACGAGCUGGCCAAGGAGCUAGAAUCUGAAGCCGAAGAACUUGCUGAGCCUGAUCUACAGGAAGAUGAAACGGCUAUAGCCGAAGCUAUGUUAGCUAAGGCAGCGGCACAAGCUGCCUUUAUCGCAGAAGAAGAGGCCGAGUUAGCUGCGUUGACGAGGAAGAGGCUUAAGAAAGGAAAAUUAGGCCGCAAAGAUACUGAAAGAUUCCAAGCGUUGACAGAGAAUUCUGCUAAACGUGCCGAGGAGGCGGCAAUCCGCGAUGCAGAAGACGCAGUUGCAGAGGCAGCAGAGCUUCGUGAACCCCAACCCGAACCAGAACUAGAAUCUGAAGCUGCUGAACCCGAGCGUGAAGAUAAUGGCCUGGGGGAGGCUGAACAAGCGGUAAUCGCUGAGGAAGAGGCAGAACUGGCAGCUUUAAUGAAAAAGAAGGCAAAGAAGGGAAAACUUGGUCGAAAGGACACCGAGAGAUUUAUCGUCUUGUCAGAAAAUGCUACCCGCCGUGAACAAGAGCGAGCUGCUGUUGAGGCUGAGACUGAAGCCGUUCUGGAGGAGGCUGAUAUCGAAGCCGUGGGAGAGACUGGAGGAGAGGAGCCUGAGCCUGAGCCUGAGCUGGGGCCUGAGCCUUUAGAAACACAAGACGAAGAAGCUGCAGCCCGAGAAGCUGAAGAGGCAGCUAUUGCGAGGGAAGAGGAAGUCGAGCUCGAGGCCCUUAAAGCCAAGAAAGUAAGAAAGGGCAGGUUAGGUAGAAAAGAUACCGAACGCUUUGCUAUAUUGGAGGAGAAUGCAGCAAGGCGUGCAGAAGAACGUGCUGCCGCUGAGGCUGCUAUAGCUAAUCCACCUGAGGAAGACGGUGAAGGUGAGGAGAAGGAGGAGGACGGGGAGGAGGAGGAGGAGGAGGAGGAGGAGGAGGAGGAAGAAGAGGAGGAAGAAGAGGAAGAGGAGGAGCCUAAGGCAGACGAAAUGGCAAUCCAAGAAGCAGAGGAGGCAGCAGCUCGGGAAGCAGAGGAGGCAGCUAUUGCUGAGGAGGAGGAGGAGCUCGAAGCCCUUCAAGCAAAGAAGUCAAGAAAGGGCAGACUGGGAAGAAAAGACACCGAGCGGCUUCAAGUCUUGGAAGAUCAUGCGGCGAAACGCGCCGAAGAACGCGCCGAUAAGGAAGUAGCAGCUGUUGAAGAAGACCUGAGAGUUGAUGAUACUCAAGAGGAGGAGCAGGAGGAGGAAGAAGAAAAUGAAGUCGAGGAAGAGGACGAGGACGAGGACGAGGAUAUCGAUAAUGGCGAAGUGGGAAAGGGGGGAGACGAUGCUGAUGCUGAGGAGGCAGCAGCAGCAGCAGCAGCAGCGAGAGAAGCCGAGGAGGCGGCAGUUAAAGAGGCGGCAGAAGCCGCAGCUCGUGAUGUGGUCACGAAAGAACUUCAGGAGCUUGACUCCCUCCAGUUCAAGAAAGCAAGAAAAGGUAGACUCGGCAGAAAAGAUACCGAACGACUCAGAGUUCUAGAGGAGAACGCUAUCCAGCGUGCUGCAGAGCUAGCCACCAAAGAAGAGGCUGCCGCAGCAGCAGAAGGUGAGGAAGCGGAUCCAGUCGAAUUUGGCAACCCUCCUGAAGAUGAUAAGUCGGACAUUGAAGCCGAGGACAACGAUGAGGAUCAAGAAGCGGACGCUGAAGACACUGCGAAUAAAGAACCGUGUGACGUCGAAAAUGAAGCUAUUCUCGGCGAAGACGAAGAAAAGGAACCAGAGGUACUGCCAGAGGAUCAAGUCCCGGAAACCCCCGCGGAUGAUGAGAUUGUCGAAGUUAUCGACUUAUCGCCAAAGAGAGAAAGGAAGGGUAGGAAGAGCAAAUCUCGCCGCGAUGCUCCUCCGCCUCCUCCAGUUCCAGAUCCUCCGUUGACGCCACCACCUGAGCCGAAGCAGUCUCGAAGGCCCAAAAUUCAUCGCGAAGGAACCUCAUUUGGUCGCUGGGCCGCGACACCACAUGAAGAGAGGGAUGAGCCCCAAGAGAAGUCAACUAGACAUAGACGGCGAGAGGAAAAGACCUCGUCCAAGGGUUCCUCGUCCGAUAAAGUCGAGAAGACUCCAUCACGAUCUCGUGGCACUGCUUUGUUCAGUAAACCCCCACUUACGCGUUCCGCUACCACGCGCGAUAAGAAAGACGGCAUCAGCAGCAAACGUCGCCACUCCACCAAUGCUCGCGGACUUGUAUCGCCUCCUCCUGAAGAUGUGCUCAUGGGCGAGGAUGAAUUAAGCAAUCGCCGCAAGUCGCGUAAGCCUCGAUUGCGCGAAGAUGAAGAUGCAAUGAUGUCCGGCGCUGCUCCUGUGCCUGAUAGGUAUGACCGACGUCGUUCAAAUAAACCACGGUCGCACGAGGACGAUGAUUUGGUUAUGGUAGAUCCUGAAGUCGCGCCCGAUAGACGCGAGCGCCGCCGGUCUCACAAACCACGAUCUCGCGAAGAGGAAGAAGUCGCCGCGGUCGAUACCGAACGUCGCCGGCGAACCAAGAGAUCGAGGGAUGAAGAGCCCGUGAUGGUGGAGCCUGACGUUCCUUUUGACGCACCUCCUCGAAGUUCCAAGAAGUCCUCAGGUUUCGCUGGCCUUUUUAGUGGUUUGCGAACGCCGAAGACUGAACGACCUGACCCUCUGCGACGUCGCAGUACCUAUGCGACAACUGACGACGAAGCCUUACGCAGCGCCAAAAUGGAUGGCGAUGCAGUAUUAGUGGAUGCUGACCGCGAAGCAAGACGCGCUGCACGCAGGGCCAAGAGGGCUGCUGAAAACGGUCCUGACCCCGAGGAAGCAGCGCGUCGAGCUCGAGAUGAGAUACGCCGUGAACGGCGUCGACAGCGCGAGGAAGAAACCGAUGCUCCAAAGCAAGAUAAAGAGGCCCGCCGUGCUGAACGCAGGCGACAGCGUGAUGAAGAUGCAAGACGAGCCCAGGAGGAGCGACAAGCGCAAGAAGAACAACAACGACUGCAAGAGGAAAAGGAGGCACAAAGAGCUGAACGCAGGCGCUUGCGUAGAGAACAGGAAGCAGCCGCUGCCGCAGAACAAGCCGAAGAUGAAGAGGCUCGUCGAGCUGCCAAACGUGAACGCCGCCGCCGCGACACAAAACGAGCUGCUCGAGGUGUAGAAGAGGAGGAAGGUCGUCAGCGACGAAGUCAGCAAUCUGCAGACGAAUAUAAUCAGCGGAGAUCCCAUCGCCGCGAAGAGAGACCGCAGGCUCCGGCUUGGCCUCAUUCUGGAACUUCAUCAUGGGUUAAGGAGCACUCUGACGCACCCCCUCCUCCUGACCUCGGUGACGGGGGUGAAGCAAAUGGUGGACAGACCGAGGACGAGAUGGCAAGACGUGAAGCUCGCCGAGCUCAUCGAUCGAAAUACGAGGAAGAGCCCACAGAAGAGGCCGAAGAUCGGCGAAGGCGACGAGCAAGGCGAGACGACCGCGAGCGCGGUGGCCGAGACAGAGAACGUCACCGAGAUAGGCGCUCGGAAGGUAGCGACGAGCGACAUCACACCCGUCGAGCGUCAACCUAUAUGGAGGCAACAACAACACCUCGCACAAGUUGGUGGAAGAAGAUCGCUGGAUGA
Messenger RNA from Fusarium subglutinans, 9792 nucleotides. RefSeq lists its product as uncharacterized. Bases 1 to 9792 code for a protein of 3263 amino acids. The transcript has 2 exons. NCBI's taxonomy places the organism in Eukaryota, Fungi, Ascomycota, Sordariomycetes, Hypocreales, Nectriaceae. The record is from RefSeq and is a predicted model, not a curated record.